GGGGAAGAGGAGGCGGAGGAGGCGGCAGGCGCUGCUGCUGCUGCUUGCAUCAUGGUCUGAGGGGCGACCCAGGAGCCAUGGAGCGGCGUGGCUUUAAGGGGGGAUGCAUUUCUUUUAAUUAACAUCAAUUAACUAAUUAGUAACCCUCCUAUAUCCAUAUUGGCCCCCUGGCUCCCUUCUGCUGCCUGCCCUGAUCAUCAUCAUCGUCUGAGGAGGAGGAGGAUGUCGUCGUCGUCAUCUUCUUCUUCUCCCCCGCCGCCGCCGCUGGCUCUGCCCGCCGCCGCCGCUGCCUCCUCCUCGCCUCCUUCUCCGUCGCCGGCGCUGCUGCUGGAGGAGGAGGAGUACUCGCGGCUGGUGAUGGAGUCCUCGGAGCCCUCGUGGCUGCGGGCGGAGCUGCGUCGUCUGCUGGCGGAGCUGGGCGAGACCACCCGGCAGAAGAUCCAGGCCGCCGAGUACGGGCUGGCCGUCCUGGAGGAGAAGCAGGCCCUCAAGCAGCACUACGACGAGCUCGAGCAGGACUACGAGGCCGUCCGCGCAGAGAUGGAGCAGCUCAAGGAGGCUUUUGGUCAGGCUCAUACCAACCACAAGAAAGUAGCAGCAGAUGGAGAGAGCAGAGAAGAGACCUUGAUUCAGGAGUCUGCCACAAAAGAAGAGUACUACAUGAAAAAAGUCAUGGAAUUGCAGACAGAACUGAAGCAACUGAGGAAUGUUCUUGCCAACACACAGUCUGAAAAUGAACGCUUGAAUUCUGUUGCCCAGGAACUGAGGGAGAUAAAUCAGAACAUGGAGAUCCAGAGGGGUCGUUUGCGAGAUGACAUAAAAGAAUAUAAAUUCCGAGAAGCUCGUUUGCUGCAAGAUUAUACUGAACUCGAAGAGGAGAACAUCUGCCUUCAGAAGCAAGUGUCUGUUCUGAAACAGAAUCAGGUGGAAUUUGAAGGGCUGAAACAUGAAAUCAAGAGGCUUGAAGAAGUUACUGAAUUCCUCAAUAGCCAGCUAGAAGAUGCAAUAAGGUUGAAAGAAAUAUCUGAACGUCAACUUGAGGAGGCCUUAGAAACCUUGAAGACAGAACGUGAACAGAAGAAUAACCUUCGGAAGGAGCUGUCUCAUUAUAUGAAUAUCAACGAUUCCAUGUAUACCAGCCACCUGAACAUCUCUUUGGAUGGACUGAAAUUCAGUGAUGAAACCACAGAGCCUAAUAAUGAUGAAAUAGUGAAUGGCUUUGAACAGAACUGCCUGAGCAAAAUCAAUGGCAAUAACAAAGCAUCUACCCCCAAGAAAAAUGAGAGCUUCCCUCCAGCCCCUAGUCUCGUGUCGGAUCUCCUAAGUGAACUGAAUAUAUCUGAAAUCCAGAAGCUAAAACAACAACUGAUGCAGAUGGAAAGGGAAAAAAUGAAUUUGUUGUCUACACUCCAAGAGUCUCAGAAGCAGUUGGAGAACACUCGGGGAGCCCUUUCUGAGCAACACGAAAAGGUUGGCAGACUUACAGAGAACCUCAAUGCCAUGAAAAAGCUUCAAGUCAGCAAGGAACGCCAGUCUGCUCUUGACAAUGAAAAGGAACGUGACAGCCAUGAAGAUGGAGAUUAUUAUGAAGUUGACAUCAAUGGCCCAGAGAUUCUAGAGUGCAAGUAUAAAGUGGCCGUAGCGGAGGUUAGUGACUUGAAAGAUGAGCUUAAAGGCCUUAAGGCCAAAUAUGAAGAGUGUGACUCCAAAUAUGAAGAGGAGAAGAACAGGUAUGAGACAGAAACUCAGGCUCUGACAGAAAAGAUCACUUUGUUGGAAAAAUCUAGUAGGCAGGAUAGGGAGCAGGUAGUCCGACUGGAGAAGGAACUCAAGAAAGUCAGUGAUGUCGCUGGGGAAACCCAAGGUAGCCUCAGUGUAGCCCAGGAUGAACUGGUCACCUUCAGUGAGGAACUGGCCAACUUGUACCAUCAUGUGUGCAUGUGCAACAAUGAAACUCCAAACAGGGUAAUGCUGGAUUACUACAAAGAGGGGAAAGGGGGACGCACCAGUCCAGAAGGCAAAGGCCACAGAUCUCCCAUCCUGCUCUCUAAAGGCUUAUUGUCUAUAGACUUAGGAAAAUCAGAGAGCGGGAGUGGGGAAAGUAGCCCUUCACCAGUUUCAUCUCUCCCAUCGCCAGUAUCUGAUCCCCGAAAGGAACCUAUGAACAUUUACAACCUGAUUGCCAUAAUCCGUGACCAGAUCAAGCAUUUGCAAGCAGCGGUAGACAGAACAACAGAGCUGUCUCGGCAACGAGUGACUACCCAGGAACUUGGGCCAGUAGUGGACAAAGACAAAGAGGCUCUUAUGGAGGAAAUCCUGAAGCUUAAGUCUCUGCUAAGCACCAAGAGGGAGCAAAUAGCAACUCUGAGGACUGUGCUUAAGGCCAACAAACAGACAGCAGAGGUUGCCCUUGCCAACUUGAAGAGCAAGUAUGAAAACGAAAAGGCCAUGGUUACAGAGACGAUGAUGAAGCUGCGCAAUGAACUGAAGGCUUUAAAAGAAGAUGCUGCUACCUUUUCUUCUCUGAGGGCUAUGUUUGCUACCAGGUGUGAUGAGUAUGUCACCCAGUUGGAUGAAAUGCAACGCCAACUGGCUGCAGCUGAAGAUGAGAAGAAGACACUGAACUCGUUGCUCCGCAUGGCCAUUCAGCAAAAGCUGGCUUUGACCCAGCGCCUUGAGCAUCUUGAGCUGGACCACGAGCAGUCCAAAAGGGUGCGCACAAAAUCUACUUCCAAAGCCAAGAGUAGUAACCCCAGCAUGAUCAGCAGCUUGCUUCUUCUGUCUUGCCGCUCUGCCUAUAAAUUAGUUGAGAGAUACAACAGUGUAAGAGUAAUAAGGGGAAGCGCUGCUUGCUUUCCUAACAGAAGGAAGCCAAAUGAGACUUGGACCUCUGAGUUUAGGGGAAAAAAGAUGGCCACGAUGAGCACAACAUACAUCUGGAAAACGGGACCACGUUGAAAAAUUCUAAAAUAGAGAAUCUGCUAUCUAGAAAUUAGACAAGUAAUGUCCCAUGAAUGAUCCAGUUUAAUACAGGAAGUGAAGGAUUAGCAAACAUGUAUUUUUUUCAGUAGAUUGAUCGAUGUCUGCUUGGCAGGCCCAACAUGCCUCACUUUAUUACUGCAUUUGCAGAAAACACUGUAUUCUCUUGGAUUUGAGCUUUAAUAUUGCUAAUUAGCAGGUUUUGAUAGUCUUAGAAACAGAACACCUUUUAAUAAAAUGGUAAAUCCUGCUUUUCUCCUGUUUGAUGCACAAUAAUCCAGAAAGCCUUUUCAGCCCCUCCUCCCUUUUAAAAAAAAUGCCUUGGGAAUAACUAGGCAUUUAGAUUGCUCCAGUACUUUGCUCUAUUAGAAGCGUGAACACCUUUGCUUCCAUGUUGAUGGGGAGAUGUUGUUAACAACUAUAAAGGUAUUCUUUUCUCUAGUAGGACAUGUGACACAAUACACACCAGGGGGAGGACAUUUGAAAGAAAUCAAUUACAUUGGCGGGUUUUCCAGAUAACAGAGUAAAUAGGGAUGGUGUGAGAUUGCAACAACCGUGUAUCAGUUCACAUUGCUGGUUGUAACUGUCACAUUCUGUGUUGUGUUACGGAAAAGGUGAAGUUUUGAACAGGCUUAUUAUUAGUUUCCAUUGUUAUCUCAACCUUUGUUCUACACACAAACACACACAGAGGCUUCAGUCUUGCAUCAUCUUUUGUCUGGAGCAUCCAUGAUAGGUAAGCUUAGAGGGAGCAGCCCUGCUGCACCUACCCAUUUGUCAGCUGCAGGUGUCUGACUGUUUUAAACACAGCUAGCAAAGGAAACUCUGACAUCUCCUCAAAGGUGAUUUACUGUUUUAUGUAAACUUAAGACAGGCUAUCUGAACAGGCUUGUCAUACCCAUUGACUGAUCUGCUUCUUCAAACUAACCUCUGCUAUAUUGGUGUCUCAUUUUUUUGCUUUCAUUGGUUUGGGGAUACAGCAUCACUUACCUCUGCAACUGGAGCUUUUUUCCUGAAUGAUUUUAUUGAUCUCUAUGUUGGCUGGCAUGACUGACCUGCAUGUUUCUGGAGGGCCUACCCUAAGCCUUCUUGUGUACUCACUGCCAUAUACUUCUGCUUAAGCAAUGUAGCUUUAUUCAGGACUUGUAAGAAACUUUCUUCCUGCACAGCUUUUGCUAACAGGCCAUGUUUCAAAGCAUUGUUUCAGAUGCUUUUGAAAAGCACCCAUAAGCUAUGUUGGCUGCUUUCCCAUUAGAAGACUAACAGAUACCUCCCCCUCCCUCAGGUGACUCAUGUGCUAUGGGACCUCUUGCAGCACACCUUUGUGUGUGCAUGUGUGUGUUCUCAUUUUCCUUUCAUGAACUGAAGAAACUGAAAAAAAAUCUCCCUCUUGUUUCUAAUGUUUUGACUUUUGUGUCUCCCCCCUUUUUUCCUUUCCAUUUUUCAGCUGUAGAGUAGUACCCGGAGAAGGCCAUUGCAACAGUGCAACUUCAUCCCUUAGCCUGUGGCGUUAUGGUUAGAAGUGGUGGUAGCCCGUUGCACAAGGAAUGGAAACCACUGAUAAUGAACCUCUUCCCCCUUUCCUCUUCCCCAACCAAAACCACAUAAUUUUCAAUUUGCAACCUGUGUUGUUGUUUUUACCCCCCUUUUACUUUUUGACAUAAUGUGGAUACAAACAAAGCUUUAUCCUUUUAAGUGCUGCUGCAGGAAGAAAACUUAUAAAUGCUGAAGAAACCUACUUCAUAAUGUAAUAGCUGCCAUGGCUUAUUAUGGCUUAUUAGAAAUAUUCAGAUUGGUAUUGCCCCCCUCCCCUCCAUUUCAUUAUAGAGUUUUUUUUUUAAGAAAACAACAGUCUGAUUGUUUAAACCUGUGCACUUUUAAUAUUUUGAUAUUUACUUUAAUGUCUUUUUAUUCUUUUGUAGAAGAGUUUAUAUUAAAGGAAAAAAAUCCAGUGACUUAUGCUUAUAGUCUGUCUCCAUCUGAGGCUUGUGCUUGAUGUUCUCCCAUUUGCAUAUGGCAGAGUUUUAUUAUUGUUGUUGUUAUUUUGCUCUACAAUGUGUUUAGAAAAGACCUUCAGUGCAAACCAGGAUUUCUGCUGAACUAUAUAUGUGCUGUGCAACAGCAGCAUUUUUUUCCUUUCUUUUUUAAAAUAUAAAAUAUUAAGCUUUAUCUGUUUGAAAUUACUGAUUUUUAACUGCCAUGUUAAUUGAGAAAUCCAGGGUAUUCAAAUUCUGGGGUUUUUUUCAUAUUGUAUUAUUAUUCUUAGGAAUAGCUCAAUGUAACAAGAAGAAAACUUGACUUUCCUCUGGUUUAAAACAGUUAUAGGCACUUGAAAAUAAAUAUUAGUGUUACCUAUAAAUUCCAGAAUGCCUGGGUUUUAGGAAAAUCUUAUGGCGUAUGAUUGAUUAACAGAAUUUUGUACAACUAUACCACUUAAAUUCCAAAUUGGAAUUGGUUUUUGUUACUACUUUUUUUUAUUGUGCCAAAUUGUGGUACAUUUUAGAAAGACAAAUUCUAAAGUCAGUGCUAGGGUGUUCUAUUUCAGCGCCUUUUUUUGUCGUUUAAUUGUUGCCAGUAGUGCCUUUCAUAAUUUUAAAGGGAGAAGCCUAGGCUAGCUUAGUCUGUUCAAGAAGUGGUUUGGGAAUUUAGUGACAAUGUGGAGCAAUAAGUGCAAAGCAAACUACCCUACCACACAUUUCGUAAUGGCUAGACCUGCUAUAGAGAUGAAUUACAUGCAAAAUUGUAAAAAAUUCUGUUAGUCAAUGAUACUUCAUCAUGCAAAUUCAGGGGCACAGAUGUAAAAGAAACAAACAGGCUAACACAUGAAGUAAAACUCGAAUAUACUUUGCAAACCAAAAUGGACAUUGUUGAUUAAAAUAAUAAGCAAGAUAUAUUAACACAUUUGUGGUUGCAGUACAGAAGAUGUUUUGGAAAUGUUGGUGUUCUGGUAGAUUGUAUGGUGGUGGAUCCAGUUAAUCAUAGUAUUGUUUGCAAAUGUGAAGAUGAAAAAGGAAACAUUUAAUAUUUUCUCUUGCAUGUUAUAUCUAAUCCAUUGUGAUUUCAGGAAACAGAAACACAGUUGUGCAUCAACAAGAUGUGCCUGCUGGUGCUAAUUGUUGAGGCCUAAGUCUAAAUGAUUAAAUUUGGUACUUCUUGGUGGAGGGUGGGAACCACCUUGCUCUAAAAAACGAAAAAGAGUAGAAAUUGUAAUAAUAAUAUCAUGGGGAAAAGCUUUCUGUUUGCUGGAAGAAACUUUAUUAUUCCUAGGUGGAGACUUAUAUUUUCAUCAUUUUGGUUACAGUAUUGACUCAUGAUUACAUUUAAAUUACAUCUCUAUGUGGGUAUUUAUUUGAAAUGUCAAAGUACUGUAUUAUGUUAUUAUGUGCAUUACCUUUUAGUGGUGGAUUGAUCUCCAUUUUAUUGUCAUAUGCAUGUACUAUUGCCAAGUAACUUUUACACAGACAGUGGGGGGGGGGGAGAGUUAAUGUAAUUGCUUAAAAGGAAGAUGCGGAAACUCAUUAAGGUACAACUUUUGUGUUAAUUUGAUAAUUUUAGGUGGUGUAGAGGAGGAAAAAAAAAGGUAAUUCCAAAUUAAUCCCAAAAGAGUGCAUGUUGUGUAGGAAAGCAAUCUACCUGCGUAAAGGUAGUCACAUUGGCAGUAUCAAUAAAUGAGAAAGAAGAGA
Molecule: messenger RNA, 6659 nt
Organism: Sceloporus undulatus (fence lizard)
Lineage: Eukaryota; Metazoa; Chordata; Lepidosauria; Squamata; Phrynosomatidae
Gene: BICD2
Product: BICD cargo adaptor 2
Exons: 8
Coding region: 223-2958 (911 amino acids)
Biological process (GO): regulation of microtubule cytoskeleton organization; protein localization to organelle; microtubule anchoring at microtubule organizing center
Cellular component (GO): Golgi apparatus; cytosol
Molecular function (GO): dynein complex binding; cytoskeletal adaptor activity; dynactin binding
Source: RefSeq, a predicted model, not a curated record